Messenger RNA from Aplosporella prunicola CBS 121167, 1541 nucleotides. RefSeq lists its product as uncharacterized. Bases 216 to 1241 code for a protein of 341 amino acids. Gene Ontology annotation, molecular function: DNA-binding transcription factor activity; protein dimerization activity. Lineage: Eukaryota; Fungi; Ascomycota; Dothideomycetes; Botryosphaeriales; Aplosporellaceae. The transcript is spliced from 2 exons. Gene Ontology annotation, cellular component: nucleus. The record is from RefSeq and is a predicted model, not a curated record.
CUAUCAGCUUUUACUGCUUGCGCCCCCGGUUGGCCGCAUUUCUCUGCUGUGCUACUUGAAUAGCACCAGCUUAUAAUUCCCCAUUGACCUUUGAAGUCACGACGCGCAACGGGAGUGCAGACUUGGUGUUGAAGCUGCUAUCCGCUGCCAUACUGUCAUAGACUCGUUCAAACGCCCGCGGGAUUGCAACGGCCGAAAUCCUACUGCCACUUGCGAUGGCCGACGUAGCCAAUUACGGGGACUCUGACGCAAAGCCUGAGGUUGGCGACGCCAACCUUGUUCACAACAACAAGCGAAAACGCAACUCGCUCGACCACGGCGCAACAACCUCGAGGGCAGCACCUGGCGACUCCGCACGCUCAGCAGCCUACCAACGUGUAUCACCUGGCUCGGCUAACAACGCUUCUGGUACGACGGGUCUGAACGACCAGCCAGGCACUGCCUUUCUUGCCGCGCAUCACGCGACUGGCGCAGGCGAGGACGAGAUGCAUCACCACGCGAACGCCGACCUAGACUUCACCGCGCAACUCGCGCAACACGCGACUGACCACAGCCUACAUCAGAAUGGCGGUGGCAACCCGGCGAAUGCAAGCGACACAGCCGCCGCAGCCUUGUCGCAUCACUUCCAAAUGACUGUACCGCAGUCGACCGAGAACAUCUUCCAGAACCAGUCGACUGGCGGUGACAACGACCGAGGCCUUGGCUCUUCGUUCGGCAUGGGCGAGCACAACAUGCAUCAAACGCCGCACGGCAUGUCGGACUAUGGUCUGGAUGCCCUGAGCAAGUCGAACACACAGAAUGCGCCGUCGAACGAGUCGCCACCGAGCAGCACUGGUCAGAAGCCCGCCGUUGGCUCGGAGGAAUGGCACAAGGUGCGGCGGGAUAACCACAAAGAAGUGGAGCGACGCCGUCGUGAGACCAUCAACGAAGGUAUCAACGAGCUUGCAAAGAUCGUUCCGGGUUGCGAGAAAAACAAGGGCUCCAUCCUCCAGCGCGCUGUUCAGUUUAUCACGCAGCUCAAGGAGAACGAGUCCCAGAACAUUGAAAAAUGGACCCUGGAGAAGCUCUUGACGGAGCAGGCCAUUACUGAGCUCAGCGCGAGCUGCGACAAGUUCAAAACAGAGUGCCAGCGUGCAUGGCAGGAGGUUGAAAUCUGGAAGAAGGCCUGCCAAAAUUCAGGCAUCGUACCAGAGGAAUACCAGAACCAGGGCGAGAAGGCUGAUCAGAAUGGUGACAGCUGAGGUAGUCGCCUUUCUGAUUGUUGAACGCAACACAUAGAAGAGUCGGCGGGUUUUCGUCUUCCUACAUGUCAGCUUAAUCCUCUUCAGGAUCGGCGGCUUACUCAAGACCGGAACGAUGGCAUGAUUGGAUUCAUUUUUUCUCAUGACUAGUCUGCUGGAUGUUACAUGCUUUUCUGAUCCUCAGCCCUUCCUUUUCCCCCUUUUCGGGCGUGUGGGCCCCUUGUGUUUCUUUUCUUCGUCCCCUUUGUAGGGCCUACACUUGUAAGUUCAGCCGCAAGGCACGUCUGGUCGGGUCACAUG